Molecule: messenger RNA, 1728 nt
Organism: Morus notabilis
Lineage: Eukaryota; Viridiplantae; Streptophyta; Magnoliopsida; Rosales; Moraceae
Product: 3-hydroxyisobutyryl-CoA hydrolase-like protein 2, mitochondrial
Exons: 14
Coding region: 169-1380 (403 amino acids)
Biological process (GO): L-valine catabolic process
Molecular function (GO): 3-hydroxyisobutyryl-CoA hydrolase activity
Source: RefSeq, a predicted model, not a curated record
CAUUUCACAAGUCACCGAUUCGGUUUUGAAGGAAGUGUGAGACCAAAAAGGCAAGAAACGGAGUACUGACAAGACGAAAUAAGAAUCACCAUUUUCAGGUUUCAGGGUUUCUCAAAGGUUUUUGGUUCGAGAACUGAAAGUGGCGCUGUGGUGCUGAGAAUCAGAGAGAUGCAGAGGGUAAAAGCUUUGGCAAGAGCGGGAAAAUGCUGGUCUCAGAGUCUCACCUCUCUUUCCCGAGGCUUUUCUGCCCAGCCAAACUAUGCCCAAAACUACGAUCUUCAAAACCUGGUUUUGGUUGAAGGAAGAGCUAAAUCGAGAGCAGCCAUACUCAAUAGGCCGUCUUCUCUGAAUGCUCUCAAUACAGCAAUGGCAGCUCGGCUGACGAGACUGUAUGAAUCGUGGGAAGAAAACCCAGAUAUUGGUUUUGUCUUGAUGAAGGGUAGUGGCAGGGCUUUUUGUUCCGGUGGAGAUGCUGUUUCACUAUAUCAUCUACUUAAUGAAGGGGACAUUGAGGAAUGUAAAAUGUUCUUCGAGACAUUGUAUAAAUUUGUCUAUCUCCAGGGAACAUAUUUAAAGCCACAUGUUGCUAUCUUGGAUGGCAUCACUAUGGGAGCUGGGGCUGGAAUUGCACUCCCGGGAAGGUUCAGUUUGGUGACUGAUAAAACUGCUUUUUCCCAUCCUGAGGCUCAAAUGGGUUUCCAUCCUGAUGCGGGGGCGUCCUUUUAUCUUUCUCGUCUACCUGGCUACUUAGGGGAAUACUUGGCUCUUACAGGAGACAAGCUGGAUGGUGUAGAAAUGAUUGCCUGUCGCCUUGCUACACACUACACACUUAGUGAAAAACUAAGUUGGAUUGAAGAACGCUUGAGUAAUUUGCACACAGACGAUCCCUCUUUGAUAGAAUCAUCUCUUGCACAAUAUGGCGACAUUGUUUAUCCAGAAAAGACGAGUGUUCUCUCUAGGAUUGACACCAUUGACAGAUGUUUUAGCCAUGACACGGUGGAGGAAAUAUUUGAUGCUUUGGAGAAGGACGCAUCGGAGUCCUAUGAUGAGUGGUGCAAAAUAACCCUCAAGAAAUUAAGAGAAGCUUCUCCUCUAUCCUUGAAAGUUAUUCUGCAAUCUAUACGCGAAGGUAGAUUUGAAAGUCUUGAUCAAUGUUUGGUCCGUGAGUACCGAGUAUCCCUUACCGCGAUUUCCAAAGACGUCUCCAAUGAUUUCUGUGAGGGUGUUCGUGCAAGAUUUGUAGACAAGGACUUUGCUCCAAAGUGGGAUCCUCCAAGUUUAGGGGACGUGUCCGAAGACAUGGUGAACUGCUAUUUCUCGCCGCGUCCUGAAGUUGAGUCUGAACUGGAACUGCCCACAGCAUCGAGAGAGCCAUACUGAAACUGAUCAGAACCAAAGAACAAGAACAAUCUACUUGUGGAGCUGCGUCUCAACUGAUGAUAAAGUUGAUGGAUUGGGUGCUGAAUAUUCUUUUUGAGAGAGGAAUUCCUAAUUAUUAGGAAAACUCGUGCUAAGUCUGUUCUUGCGAAGGACUCUUUUUACACAUUUGCAAACGACUGAGCAUCGACAGCUUGAAUAACAGAAACUGUGUUUUUAUUCCCAUGUUGUGGAUUUGGGAAUAUUAGUACUCUUAGUGCGACUAGUUUUAUCAGAAAUUGUAAUACUGAAUAUUCAAUUUUGUUUACAUGUAUUGAUUAUUUUUUUACCCCAACGCAUUUGCUCAAUGAC